AUCGGGAGGGGAAGAAGAAGAAGAAGAUGUCGUCAACGCUACUGGAGGUGACGCGUGGAGCACACGAGGAGGUGGAGCGUCUGGAGCGCCUGAUAGUGAAGGAAUUUCAGAACGAGCCGACGAGCGGCAAGGAACGCUUGGCUCAGAGCCACCGUGUCCGCCACAUGAUCGACACCAUCUCCUCCACCACACAAAGACUCAUUGAGAUCUAUGAGGAUAACGAUAAUGCCAGGAAGGACGAGAUUGCGGCUCUCGGAGGCCAAACUGCCACCGGCACCAAUGUCUUCAGUGCAUUCUAUGAUCGAUUGAAAGAGAUCCGUGAGUACCAUAGGAGGCAUCCAGCUGCACUAGUUGUUGAUGAUGAGGAACACGAAGCAAUGCUCAAGGAGGAGCCUCAAGUCGAGUUCAGCGGUGAGGAAUCUUAUGGACGAUACCUCGAUUUACAUGAACUCUACAAUCAGUAUAUCAAUUCUAAAUUUGGAGAGCCCAUUGAGUACUCUGCAUACCUUGAUGUCUUUUCACAACCGCAUAAGAUUCCUCGCAAGCUCAAGUCCACAAGGCUGUACAGGGAAUACAUUGAAAACCUAGUUCAGUAUCUGGUAUAUUUCCUCCACCGGACAGAGCCACUGCAAGAUCUUGAUAGAAUAUUUGCAAAGGUUGAAACUGAAUUUGAAGAACAAUGGGCAGAUGGUAAGGUAGAAGAAUGGGAAAAUUCUAUUCAAGAUCAUGAAUAUGCUCAAGAACAGCAGACUAUUAUUGAUCUUGACUACUAUAGCACAGUGGAAGAACUGGUGGAAUUGGGUCCUGAAAAGCUGAAGGAGGCAUUGGCUUCGAUGGGUCUGAAGAUAGGGGGUACCAUACAGCAACGUGCAGAGAGGCUUUUACUUACAAAGGACACACCACUGGAAAAGUUGGACAAGAAACAUUUUGCGAAAGGGUCGCGUGGUUCAGCACAGAAUGGGACUGCUGUUGCAUCACAGCAAGUUGAAAUGUUUAAAGAAAUUGCCUUCUUGGAAGCCAAAUUAAAAAAAUUAAGGGACUUACUGAGUGAGGCUAUUGAACGAACGAAAGACAACGUUGUCAAGAAACAGGCUUUGACAUAUGAAGAAAUUGCAGCAGAACGUGAGGAUGAAGAGACACAGGCUGAUACUGAAAGUGAUGAUGAUGAGCAGCAGAUUUACAAUCCACUAAAAUUGCCAAUGGGUUGGGAUGGGAAGCCCAUACCUUAUUGGCUGUAUAAGCUUCAUGGUCUUGGUCAGGAAUUCAAAUGUGAGAUAUGUGGCAAUCAGAGUUACUGGGGGCGUAGAGCUUUUGAGCGGCACUUUAAGGAAUGGCGCCAUCAGCAUGGAAUGCGUUGCCUUGGCAUACCAAACACCAAGAACUUCAAUGAGAUCACAUCAAUUGAGGAAGCACAAGAAUUGUGGAAGAGGAUACAAGCACGGCAAGGGGUGAACAAGUGGCGCCCGGAGCUUGAAGAAGAGUAUGAAGACAGGGAGGGCAACAUUUAUAAUAAGAAGACGUUUACUGAUCUACAGCGACAGGGACUGAUAUAAGUAUACUGCUGUUAGGAAAAGCUGUGGUCAAUUGUUGGGAGGAAUUUUCAUGGUCGAUAUUAGUUUCUGGUGGUGAUUUGGAGGGUCAGGAAUCUAGGAUUUAUGUUUCUUUUCAUAGCCAAAUGACCGUACACAUGUCUUGUAGCAACCAAGUUUAAGUAGAUCAUUUACUCAAAAUUGUACUAUGAUCAGUUUUUCUUGGUUGACUGUCCAUGAUCUCAUGAAAGACUUGUUCAAAUUUUCCAAAAUAGAACAAAAAGAAAAAAGAGUUGAUAUA
Messenger RNA from Argentina anserina (silverweed cinquefoil), 1830 nucleotides. RefSeq names its product splicing factor SF3a60 homolog. Gene Ontology annotation, cellular component: nucleus; spliceosomal complex. Gene Ontology annotation, molecular function: zinc ion binding; RNA binding. Gene Ontology annotation, biological process: mRNA splicing, via spliceosome. Lineage: Eukaryota; Viridiplantae; Streptophyta; Magnoliopsida; Rosales; Rosaceae. The record is from RefSeq and is a predicted model, not a curated record.